This is a messenger RNA of Colius striatus (speckled mousebird), 8489 nucleotides long. It is a transcript of the gene SSH2, whose product is annotated as slingshot protein phosphatase 2. Gene Ontology annotation, molecular function: actin binding; protein tyrosine/serine/threonine phosphatase activity. Bases 133 to 4239 code for a protein of 1368 amino acids. The record is from RefSeq and is a predicted model, not a curated record. Gene Ontology annotation, biological process: negative regulation of actin filament polymerization; actin cytoskeleton organization; protein dephosphorylation. The transcript has 14 exons. Gene Ontology annotation, cellular component: cytoplasm. Lineage: Eukaryota; Metazoa; Chordata; Aves; Coliiformes; Coliidae.
CGGCCGGAGCGCGGCGGGGCAGAGCCGAGCUGAGCCGAGCCGAGCAGCUCAGCGCAGGGCAGAGCGGAGCGGCGGCGGUAGUGUGGUUCCCCAUGCCGCGGGGCAGGGCGGCCGCCUCCGCGGGCAGCCGCGAUGAUCCCCUACUUCUCCGACAACGCCGUCAUCUCCCAGGGUGCCAUCGCCCAGCUCAUCAGCGAAAGCUUCCUCACUGUGAAAGGUGCAGCUCUCUUCCUGCCACGAGGAAAUGGGUCAUCUACUCCCAGGAUCAGCCACAGGCGCAACAAGCAUGCAGGGGAUCUCCAGCAACACCUGCAGGCCAUGUUCAUCCUGCUCCGCCCAGAGGACAACAUCAGACUGGCUGUAAGACUGGAAAGUACCUACCAGAACCGCACUAGAUACAUGGUGGUGGUGUCCACCAAUGGCAGACAAGACACUGAAGAGAGCAUUGUCCUAGGAAUGGAUUUCUCUUCCAAUGACAGUAGCACAUGUACAAUGGGCUUGGUGCUGCCACUGUGGAGUGACACCUUGAUCCACCUGGAUGGGGAUGGAGGGUUCAGCGUAUCAACAGAUAACAGGGUUCAUAUAUUCAAGCCAGUGUCUGUACAGGCAAUGUGGUCUGCUCUUCAGAGUUUACAUAAGGCUUGUGAGGUGGCAAGGAGCAAUAAUUACUACCCAGGGAGCCUCUUCCUCACGUGGGUCAGUUACUAUGAGAGCCAUAUCAACUCGGACCAGUCGUCAGUCAAUGAGUGGAAUGCCAUGCAAGACGUCCAGUCCCACCGGCCCGACUCGCCCGCCCUCUUCACAGAUGUCCCAACCGAGCGGGAGCGCACAGAGCGACUAAUUAAGACCAAAUUAAGGGAGAUCAUGAUGCAGAAAGAUUUGGAGAACAUCACAUCCAAAGAGAUACGCACGGAGCUGGAAAUGCAGAUGGUGUGUAACCUGCGGGAGUUCAAAGAGUUCAUCGACAACGAGAUGAUCGUGAUCCUGGGGCAGAUGGACAGCCCCACACAGAUCUUUGAUCAUGUCUUUUUGGGCUCGGAAUGGAAUGCCUCCAAUUUGGAAGACUUGCAGAACAGAGGGGUGCGAUAUAUUUUGAAUGUGACUCGAGAAAUAGAUAACUUCUUCCCUGGGCUCUUUGAGUACCACAAUAUUCGGGUAUAUGAUGAAGAAGCAACAGAUCUUCUGGCUUAUUGGAAUGACACUUACAAAUUCAUCUCCAAGGCAAAGAAAAAUGGUUCCAAGUGCCUGGUGCACUGCAAGAUGGGCGUGAGCCGCUCGGCAUCCACGGUGAUCGCCUACGCCAUGAAGGAGUACGGCUGGAACCUGGACAGGGCCUACGACUACGUGAAGGAACGGCGCACGGUCACCAAGCCCAACCCCAGCUUUAUGCGGCAGCUGGAGGAAUACCAAGGGAUCCUGCUGGCCAGCAAACAGCGGCACAACAAGCUGUGGCGCUCGCACUCCGACAGCGACCUCUCGGACCACCACGAGCCCAUCUGCAAGGCCGGGCUGGAGCUGAACAAAAAGGAGAUCACCACCUCAGCUGACCAGAUCUCAGAGGCAAAGACCAACGACAACCAGCAGCCAAUGUCUCCCAUUUACUCAGCUGAGCUAGACAGGGAGCAGCAGCUCGCGGAGAACACCAACAUGAUCGAGGAGAUGUGUGUGAAGGAGAGAAGGAUCCACUUAGAGUUCACGUGUCGAGACUUCCACGCUGAGCAGAUGGAGGACAAGCUGAACCUGAACAAUAUCAACAGCUGUACGGCAGGAUGUUGUGUAGACUCUGUCCCCCCUGAUAACUGCCAUGCUUCUGAGGCCUUACUGCAACUCCAGCACCCCUUGGAAAUAACAGACUUUCCUGAUUUGACAGUGGAUGAUCUAGAGAAAGAUGCCCUUAAGCCUGACGUGAACGUGCAUUUGGUUCCCAUGGAAGAAUUCACCUCGUGCUUAAAAGACUUUCCCCAAUCCCCAAACCAAAAUUCCUCUAGUCUCCAACAGAAUCCCCAGCCCGAAGUGACAGACCUCAGUACAGACAGGAUUGAUUUCUUUAGUGCUUUGGAGAAAUUCGUGGAGCUUUCCCAGGAGAGCCGGUCACGCACCUGCUCCCACUCCAGGACGGAGGAGCAAGGGAGUGGGAGGAACGGGGUCUCCAGGGUGCCUGUGCUGGAAGUGCCACCUGCAGCAGAUGGAGGUGCAGAUGCUCGAAGGAACAGCUCUGGAAACUCUCCUCAGGCAUCAGAUGACUCUUCCACAGAUGAAGAACAACAAAAGGAGGUCCCUGAGCUGCCCAGCAUGGGCCAUCUCACCAGAUCCCACUCAGAAAAUGCCAUUUCUGUCAAGGAGAUUAUCACAGAGAUUGAGUCAAUCAACCAGGGAGCAGGACCUGCCCAGCAGAAAGAGGGUUCAGCCAACCUCACCCCGACACCAAAGAGGAACACAGUGCAUGACCUGCCAGUGGAGGCGAUUUGGGCAUCAGAAAGAGUGGAACAGAGUGAAGGAGCCUGUGCUGGUCACCAGGAAAAGGAGAAGGAUGCCCUGCAAGCUGAGCAAGAAGCUGAGCAAGAAGGUGCCGCCACCCUGCAGACGUCUUCUGGUAAAUCAGACCUGGAGGAAAGCAGCCUUAGGGGAGAGCAGCAAGAGCCUCGUGAGUCCACGAACCCUGAGCCCAAGUGGUGCCCUGGCUCUGUCCGACGAGCCACCCUGGAGUUCGAGGAGCGCUUGAGACAGGAGCAGGAGCACCAGCACAGCCCAGUCUGCAUCUUACCCACCCGCAAGAACUCCAGGAACGACUCUCCUGCUGCUGAGCUCCUGCCGCGGGGGAAGAGCGAGGAGCCAGCCCUGGAGCUGGCUCUGGAGGGGUACAGGGUGCAAGGGGCAGGCACUGUGGAGCUGCUGCCUCCCAGGUCAGAGCUGCCUGCAGACAGACACCUGCCUGCAGCCCUGGCCUGCCCUGUGCUGGAGGCUCUGCCUGCAGAGCACAGCCCAGGGCAGGAGGGAAUGGCACAAGAGCAGAGGACAGUGGUGUCGUUUGAUGGGACGGGGGAGCCAUCCCUGCCCUCCCUCCUCCCAAAGAGAAUUGAAAUCAUUGAGUAUGCUCCCCUGGGUAUAUCUGUAGAGCACCCUGCUGCAAGCUGUGAGCAGGGCGGGCUGGCCAUGGCUGGCCUGUCCUUAGAUGAAAACUUGAACCCUUCACUGUGCCCCGAGAAGGCACCGACCCCUCUGGGAGCUCUGCCGGAGCAGGCGGCACACACACAGAACAUCGUCACUGCAGACGGCCCCAGCGAGGAGGCUGCUGGGUUAGCUCUUCAUCUCAGUGCUGCUGCUCCCUCUGCCCAGCUCACCUCUACACUUUCAGCCAGCCCAAAUCGCUCUUCUUACAUAAUUCACCUGGAAGGCGUCACUGAGCAGAGCACAGGUACAGAGGAUGAGCCGGUCACAGCACACGGCACCGAGGGAGAUGUGACUCUCCCAUUCAGGGACAGGCCCAAGGCUCUCUGCAGCAGGGGGACUGGCAGCUCGGGGCAGCUGAGCAACGAGGACUUCACCAGCCAACAGACUGAAAACAUGGACCUCCUGGACAUCUCUUUCCUGUGUUACAGCCUCCCGCACAGCUCCAGCAGCCACAGCAUCGAGGAGCGCAGCAGCAGCCCGGGGCUGGUCAAGCAGCGAGCCAAGGAGAUCGAGGCUCGGAUCCGGCACGCGGGACUCACCACCCCGUCCCACAUGAAACGCUCGGCGUCCCUGGCCAAGCUGGACUGCCUGGACCUCUCCAAGGACGACUUAUCCGAGCGGCAGUCGGCCUCUUCCGACGCCAACCCCGUGCUCCUCACCUGCGUCGCCCUCGGUCGAGGCUUUGGCGGGGGGAGGUCGGAGGGGGGCGCGGGAGGCCCGUGUGAGAGGCAUCGCCUUUCCUGCCCAGAGCCCGCCAAGCAUUUUGUGGAGCAGCUCAGAACAGCCGAGUGCAUUGCCCAGAGCAAGCCCGUGGAGCGCCCGCUCGCUCAGUACGCCAAAGAGUGCGGCUCCAGCCAGCAGAGUUUGUUUGCCAGCACGGAUCCAACGUGGACUAGCUCCGAGGAGGGUCCUCCCCUGCUCCAGGUACAGGUCCUGGACUCCUUGCCUCCAGCUCAAGGUCUGGCUGUCGCACCCCGGCAGCAGCACGGCAGAACUCACCCUCUGAGGAGGCUCAAAAAGACCAAUGACAAAAAGCGGACAACCAAUCCCCUCUACAAUACCAUGUGAUCCUGAGCCCUGGCCUGGGGUUCCCUUCCCAGAACCCGUGCUGUUGUGUUCAUGCAAGGGGCAGGUGUAAUAUACGGAACAUGCACUUUAUUGGUUAAUUUUAUAUAUAUCUAUUGUCCUCUUACUGUUCCUGGCGCAUGUAGGUGUGGGUUGGUUCUCUGUGUGACUCUGACUGCAGGACUGUUUGGGUUUUUUAAGUUUUUAACUCAGAUAACCUCAGAUGUUCUUCAUUUUUGUUGCUGUUGUUGUUAGUUUGUUUUAAAAGAACACCUUGAUAACGUGAAAGUUGAUGUUGGCUUGCUUUGGCAAGGUGGAGUUUUGUGUAGAUCCUAGUUCCUAACUUGAAUUUCCCCCAUGCCUUGAAAUGGUGCUGGGCAGUUGUUGGGGUGAGAGCCCCUGUAAAUGUGAAGGUUGUGCCAAGGUCACUUUGUUUGGCCUUUCUUUUAUUUCUGCAAACUCCAACUCCACGAUGCUGGCGGAUCACUCACAAAGCUGCUUCAGGACAACCUCCUCCUGAGCUCGGUUUGGCUGGUGCAUCCCCAAAAGGAGCAUACGGGGGGUAAAUCCUCCCAAGGGCUGGGCUCUGAAAACCCCAGAUCAGUGCCCACCUCUGCUGUGGGUCGUGCAGGACCCUCAUUUCGUGGGGAGGGGAAGCAGAGCUCCUCCACGAGCUGCCAAGAUCACCCCAGACCAGCAGGUGAGAGGAGGAGAGCUCCCAAAGCCAGAGUGUUCUUUUAAAACAAACGCCUCGUUAGGGUUUUAACCCUCCCAUUACUUGAAUACUGCUGUGGGCCUUCCAAGUUCAUGGCCAUAUCAUCUGUUCUCUGCCCUCCUGCUGCCUCCCCUCUGCCCAGAGCUCUUCUUGUCUCGUGCUGCCUGAGUUUUCCUCCCCACUCUGCCACGCUCACGGGCACUUCUGGUCACUCCCAAACCUGUCAGAGUUGUUACACGGCGCGUUGCCCCUGCUGAAUGCAAAGCUCUGUGCUCUCUGCUGUCACUCCUGACUCUUGACCCAGAGGGAAGGGCUUUUCUGGAAGUUUUUUCUUCUUUUUUUGCCUGAAUUGUAUAUAUGGUAUUUAUAGAGGGGCUUUUGUUGUUUCUAUGUUUUGGGAGUUGUUUUGUUUUGGUUGUUUUUUUAAAGGGCAAGAAUGCAUUCUGUAAACUGGAAAACAAAACCCCCUUCCUCCAGCUCAGUGCUGUUCAUGGUCAUCUGCACAGAAACGGGAGUGGAUUUGACAUUGUGAUCUCUCUUCCCUUUCCAAAAGUGAGCCUCAAUGCCAGCCUUUGCCAAAUGUGUCCCUGUUCCCCCAGCCCUGUGUGCAGCCCUGUUACCUGCUGUGGGAGGAGGAGGAGGAUUCUGCAUCUGCCCAUCUCCCUCCUGCUUGAAGCCGAGUUUCAGAAGUGCCAGUUGGAUGUGGGAAGCCACUGGCCACCUCAAGCCAUUAGGCAGGUUCUUGCUUCCCCAGAGAAUCAAUGUUUGAAGGGUCUGCUCCAAAUUUCAACAGAUUGUGUUAUGUUUCCCGAGCUCUUUGGCUAAAGCAAAGCUCCUCAUUUCCAGCCAUAUAUAUCAGCAAAUUGUAUCUGUACUGUAGGAGCAGAGGGAAAGGCGCUUGGCCGUGGCAGGGGAGCUCUGGGUCCUGUCUGCAGUCCCAUGGUGGGUCUGUGACAGAAGAGCAUGUCUGAGCUGGUGCUUGGCUCUGGCCCAGACCUGCCCUCUGGGGAGGAGCAAAGCAAGGAGAGGAGAUGCAGAAUGGCUCCAGCUGCUGCAGGCCCAGCAUGGAGAGGAUGCAGUGUGGGAGGAGCAGCAGACCAAGCCAUGCCUGGGAAGCUGCACCGGUGCUGCAGAGCCUUGCAGGCAGCGUGCAUGGGAUGAGCUCGUCUUGAGCAGAGUGUUGGGAAACAGCGUGCAUCUGCCCUGGGGAAGGAACGGGUGCCCACAACCCCCAGCAUGACAGGAUGGCCUAGCAGUUCAUAAGGUAAUUCCUACCUCGCUGCCCUCCUGUAGCUCCCAGGGAAUCCUCUCACCCUGCUUCACAGGGCCCACAGCCCAGGCACGGGGCUGCAAGUGUGCCUGUCCUUCCCCAGCAGCAACAUGCACUUCAUCCCUUCCUUCCCAAGGAGCCUGAGCUCUCCUGGGGGGGUUGUUGCCCAUGCUCCGCAGGCUGGAGCACAGCCCAAAGCAGCCCAGCAAGGCCCUGUCUUGGGUCAAAUAGCGUGUCAUCCCAGGCCAUUUCAGUCACUCAGUCACCCAAGUCCUUGGCCCAGGAGGCCAGAUACUUCUUUGGGACACUGAAAGACAUUUGACUUCUCUUAGCCAGCUCCAGCUGGCUUCAGAGCUGGGCAGGCAGCAUGGAAAGGCCAAGUGGCUCAUGUCAUCUUCCGAAGGACAGUUUCAGUCCUUUCCUCCCCCACAAACCUCACCAGACCUUGAUGCCCACCAUUCCUGACCCCAAGGACUUAUCUGCCUGCCCUGCGUUGGAGGGAGCAUGCUUGGCCAGCAGCGUGUCCUGGUGACAAGGAUCUGCUGGGGAGGGGAAAGUCCUGUGUAUAAUUUGCUCCCUUGAGAAAGGAGGAGGAGGUGGAAGAGGAGGAAGGGAAUCAGGUUUCUUCGCCCAGCUUCAUCUCAGGAGAAAUGCCCUAGAGGGAGGCUCUUCCAUGCAGACCACAAGUGCUGCUUGCUUCCAGCACUGCUUCAGCUGGGAAGAGCAGCGAAGGCAGAGACCCUCAGACCCUCACAGGGAGGUGUGUCACUGUCCCCUGGGCCUUCAGCUCCGGCCCAGCACAGUGGUGGUUUUUCUCUGGGCAGGCCCUGGACAGGCAGAGGCAGUCAGGGAAGGUGGUUCUCUUGCAGAGUUGUGAAGGCCUUGGAGGUCUGGAGGCUCUGGCGUGGAUGGCAGAGGACGGGAUGGGCUGAGGAGGCACGUCACAUGCAGCUCUCCAAGUCCUGGCUCUUCUUUGGCCAGUGUCUGGACAAUAAAGCCACUGAGCUCCUGGCAUCAAAGCUCUGCCUGGGCACAGUUGACCUUUCUCCAUGCUGGUGGCUCACAGGUGAGUGUUGACUCACUCCUGGUGUCCCUGUGACCACCUCACGAGAGCUUCUUGUGACCUGCUGAGCAGCACAGGGAGCAGCACCUCCAGGGGGCUCAGCACCCAACCGGCCUCACUGAUGGGCGUUGAGGAGAAAUGCAUUGUUUUAAGGGCAUUUUUUGUAGAAAGCAACUGUUGGUUUUGGUCUCUGGCAGAGCCCUCUGUCUCAGAGGAUGCUUUAUUGUUUACAUUGACUCCUGUACAAUAUCCCAGCCCCUGCCCACCCUGUCGCCGCUGUGCUGGACCCUGGAGCCUCACACAUCACAGCGUGUGUGCGGGGAGCUGGCGUUCACACAGCCUUCUGUUGCACUCGAUGGUGUGUGUGUGUAUGUGUGUGUGUGUAUGUCUGGUCUGCUUGAGAAGUUGUGAUAUGUACAAAUCUCUCCCUUUUUCAGCCCCUUUCCUGGGGGCACAGUCCCAGCAGGUGGCAGGAGGUGAUGCUGCAGGCUCACUCGGAUUAGCUCUGUGUCUCUCUACCAGUAAAGGCCUGGGGGAAGGUGUCCCACCUCAGCUCUGGCUGCUCCAGGGACCUCCUGGGAGGAGUGACACAAGCCCCGUGGGCAGCAGGCACUGCCCCCUGCCCCAGGGCUCCGAGGCAGCAGGAGGAAGCCAUAUCCCCCGCAGGGCCCCUGCUCCCCUCCUGGUGCGUCCUGCCUUAAUCUGGUCCUGGCUCCACAUAAGCCCCCACGCUUCCCCCUGAGACAGGGACCCCCGAGCCCUUGCUGGCAUGGGGCAGAGGUGGGUGCUGGCCUGGCACAGGGCUGGCCAGAUGGCUCUGGGUGUCCCUCCAGCAGUGCCCUCAGAGGUGCUAACAGCACGCCCGAGCUACAGCCAUCUCUGUUGGCACAAAAGCAGGUGCCAGUGCCUUUUAUUUUCCCAUGUGGAGAUGUUUAUGUGCAGUCCAUGUGCUGGUCUGUAGGAAUCUCCCCGGGGCUGGGCAGCCCAGCCACGAGCCCUCGGCGUGGCUGGCAGGGAGUUGCAAAGCGAGGAGGGAAGCGGUUCUGUCCCUCCUGCAGCGUCCGUGGUGGCUGGGAUCGUCCCCUUUCCCCAGAACGACUUUCUGACCGAUGUGCUCAGCUGUUUUUAAAUGUGAACUUGUGCACUGAUGUGCAGAUUCAAUGUUCUUGUUACUGAAUGAAUAAAGUUUUAUUUUGAAGAUGACA